Molecule: messenger RNA, 732 nt
Organism: Acaulospora morrowiae
Lineage: Eukaryota; Fungi; Glomeromycota; Glomeromycetes; Diversisporales; Acaulosporaceae
Source: the annotation of a GenBank genome assembly
GAACAUAUUUGGGACGAAUUACUCGCAAGAGAUUCUAUAGUGCAAUACAAUCUGCGCAUAAUGCCGCCGACUCCCCACCACCAGCUGAAGGGUUCAUGCCAGGGGUUGCACAGUCAAAGUUUAUUAAGAACACACAAGAAGAAGCAUUAAAAAAUCCAGAAUUAUUGGAAACAGGGGUAGCGAAUGGCGAGACAAAAAAGAUGAACUUGUUUCAGUCUAUCAAUGAUGCGAUGAGUAUAGCAUUGGCUACAGAUGAAACGGCUGUUAUUUUUGGAGAGGAUGUGUCAUUUGGUGGUGUAUUUCGUUGUACAUUAGGCCUUGCCGAAAUGUUUGGUAGAGAUCGGGUAUUUAAUACACCAUUAACAGAGCAAGGUAUAGUAGGUUUUGGUAUCGGAAUGGCAGCAAUGGGUCAUACAGCCAUUGCAGAAAUCCAGUUUGCAGAUUAUAUUUUUCCAGCGUUUGAUCAGAUUGUCAACGAAGCAGCCAAAUACAGAUACCGUUCUGGAGGUUUGUUUAACGUUGGUGGAUUGACAGUAAGAGCACCUUGUUCUGCUGUGGGUCAUGGUGGACAUUAUCAUUCACAAUCACCAGAGGCAUACUUUGCCCAUACUCCUGGUAUAAAGAUCGUGAUGCCACGAAGUCCGAUUCAAGCGAAGGGUCUUCUAUUGGCUUCUAUAAGAGAUCAAAAUCCUGUAUUGUAUUUCGAACCGAAGAUAUUAUAUCGCGCCGCCG